AUGGUUUUAUUGCGAUUAUCAGCUGCAAUUUUACUGCUGUUAUUUUUUCAUAUGCUUAACGCACAAAUUGUACACAAUGCAGUUCAAGUAAAAAUAUCAGAUUUACCAUUCCCCGUGUCGAAUGCUCAACAGUUAAAUCAAGUUGUUUGGACGAUGCUUGGUACUACUACUAAGGAAACGGUAUAUUGUGUAUCGGAAGCUCCAGUAUCGCAGCUUCGAUUUGUUUGCAUUGACUGUUUCCAAAAAAAUAUCACUGAUAUGGUUGAUGUUCUAAGUAGUGCGCAAGAUUUAACUCGUAGUGCUGGAUUUCCGACUGUUGCAUUACGAAAUGUAGCGGUUAACCCAAAUUGGACUGGUGCAACAAUAAUGUGUCAAGCGGCACUGAAUGGUGAAACAAUAGAUUCAGGUUCAGCCGUUGUCGAUGUUCGGUAUCUACGACAACCACACUUAGUAGAUGCAUCAGGACAAGGACCAGUUCUUAUUGGGAGUCAGGGAUAUCGCUUCUAUGUUGAAUGUGCAAGAACUCCAGAAGGUCAUUGUCAACAAAGUGGACGCCGUAAAGUUCUUCGAUGUGCCGUUCAGGCUCAUCCUCCAGCUACUGUCUUCAGAUGGUUGAAAAAUGGGGUUGUUAUCAGUGGAAAUAGUGCAGAUAUAACAAUUGGUACUGAAAUGAUUGGCCAAUCUAUACAGUGUUCAGCAAAUAAUGAUCUCUUUUCUGAGAACGAUAUGCCUACUUCACAAGCUGUUCAGAUUGAUCCCUACACAGCAGCUCGUAUAAUCCAAGACAAUUUUCAAACUCUACAAAAUACUGCACCUUUCCAAACGGGCAAUCGUGUUGAUAUGAAUCAACAGAUAAAUCUUGGAUGUCAAAUUGAAGGCAAUCCACGUCCAGUAGUAUUUUGGAAACUGCGAAAAUCGAGUGGACAAGUUGUUGAUGCUAUAUGUCCUCAAGGUUUCGAUGGUCAGUAUCAAGAAGUUCCUCCUGAACACAGAAGUCAAGCGCUUAUCACAAAUAUCAUUGCAAGUUAUUUAAAUUCAAAUUAUCAAAUUUCAAAAAAAGGAUUUUUAAUACUUUAUUUUCUGAAUGUCGACAUCAUUUUAUAUUUACGCCUCAUAAAUCGUCUUAAUGCGAUUUGUUCCCUUCGUAUUGGGAAUUACUCGUACUCUGGGCAGUAUUGGUGUUCUGCUUGUUCAUUUAUUUCUCAAGGAGCUCCUGAGUGUUCGCCCUCUCUUGAAACUCCUGGAGCAAGUUCUCUAAUGGUUCAAGUUCAGGGUCCUCCCAUGGAAUCGGAUGCUCCACCGACUGUGGAAAAAACCUCCACAAUGGAUGGAGCAAUAGUUAUUGUUCAUUAUUGUUCUGAACCAUUGCCGAAAUUACCUCGAGAUGUGAUUUUCUCUGUCGACCAAAAUGAACUUCAAGUCGGGCAGAGCUGGCAAAAUUUCAGAUUUGAUGGAACUACUCAAAAUAAUACAGUGCCGAACUGUCAUAUAGCGCGGUUACAAGUUUUACCACUCACUGAGGAUGAUCAUGGACGUCAUGCAGUUCUUAAGAUUCAAAAUACUUAUGGUAGUAAACACAUUCAAGUGGACUUGUCGUCGUUGCUUGGAGAUGGUAGAUCAAGUAUUACUACUUUUCCUGGAUGGUUGAUUAUAUUUUUAGCAUUCUUAUGUUGCGCAAUACUAAUCUCCCUUUGUGUCUUGACUUGUAUCAGGAAGAAUCUUCUUUGCUUUAAAAGCAUCAUCAGUGUUCGACGAAAAAAAGAAAGCGAACUAUCAAAUGAGCUAUCAAAUUCUAAGGCAAUCAUUUGGAAGAAUUUUUGGUUUAAUCAAUUAAAUUAUAGUGGAAAUACCCGGCAAACAUAUAGUACGGAAGAAACGCCAAGGCCACUUUAUCAACCAUCUGGGCAACCAGCAGAGGUAAUACGAUGUGACAGUCGAAACGAUUCUGCUUAUCAUCUGUAUUUGAGCAAAGAAGCUGUCGUUUAA
Molecule: messenger RNA, 1986 nt
Organism: Dracunculus medinensis (Guinea worm)
Lineage: Eukaryota; Metazoa; Nematoda; Chromadorea; Rhabditida; Dracunculidae
Source: the annotation of a GenBank genome assembly